GAUAUCCAAGACUCGUUCCGAUGAAAUGGAGACUGGUGACGACUUGAAAUCAUUAAUAUCCGUGUUUCCUACACAAGGUGCACUGGAGGCCGAUGAGACGAUGGAUUUAUAUUUCGUAUUCAGUCCACGAUACGAGAAAUCCUGUCGCGGUUGGAAAAAUAGCGCGAAAAAUCCACCGCGAAAAGAUUAUGCUUUGUUUGUCAACAUAGAAGUUGUUGGCGUCAUCAAUCAGAAUGUAGAGGGCGAGUUCAAACACGGUUGUAAACUGGAGAUAGCUGUUUCUGCUACGGCCACACCAGUUGAAGUAACCAUAACACCUGAACCUAAAGUUUUAUUUGGUGAAUGUAAAGUGGGUGAUCACGUGGAAGCCUUGUGCAAGAUCACGAAUCACUCUCAUCUGUUACCGAUAACAUUCUCGACCAAACCCAAGGCUCAUUUUCACCCCAAGCCGUGUAAUGGUCUCCUCGAGCCAAAUCAAUCCAUAGACAUAAGUCUGACAUAUCUUCCACGACAAUUGGGGACGUUCGAUACCAAUCUGGAUGUUCAUUUUCUUGGCCAAGUGUUGAAAAAAAUGACUGGAACAAAGUCACCUCUUUCCUCAAAGAUUGUCGUUCACACACGAUCUUUGCAACUUCACGGUGUCUGUAAUGAUCCUGGCGUUGUCAAAGUCGGGAGUGCCCCUGCACGUGCGAAUCACGUGGGCUUAGCUUCGUUCAAUGGAUCUCUCGUGCGCGGUGAUGGAAAUCGCGUAGAUGAUAGAUGCGAAAUUGCUGAAGCUAACGAUAGAGCGACCAGCAUACGGCCUGCAGAAAAACAUUUAAAAAUAAGAACGCAAUACACUGGUAUUCAGAGAUAUACGUAUAUUGAUCCUGAUUUCGCUUUGACUGAUGAAGAAACUCGUCGUAAACAACAACAUCGACAGUUGUAUUUGGAUUAUUUACGGGAUUUGAGAACAUUUAGAGAGUUCAAACUAAAGAAAAGGAAAAUGGAUAGAUGGGAAAACAAGAAAGAUCUUGGAAUUAAACCUGGACAUGGUCUUCAACCCCUGAAAUUAUCUGUCAAAGAAGCAAAUAAAAUAGAAAAAAACGAGGAGAAUAGAUGUUCAAGCCUAGAUGCAAUGCUUACCACUAAAACAUUAGCAAGUCCUCUGAAGUUAGUCGACGGUCUUAACGCCAUCCCACUGACCGAUGUUGAAAAACUGGACUGCAAAAAGACGCUUUCUCCCGAGGAUAUUAAGAAGAUCGACAUUGACUCUGCUCUCAUAGAUUUUGGUGAAGUUUGUCAGCGAUCCAUGAAGACGAAAUAUUUAACGAUUGGAAAUAACCUAAAUCAACAUAUUCAUGCUGUCGUUCAUAUUGAUUGCCGCGAACUGCGUCAGUCGUCGCCAUUAUCCCAAGUGAUCCCACCUCAUUCCUCUGCCAGGAUUAAUCUCGUUUUUGAGUCCAUUGCUAAAGGGUCAUUUGAAAGGAAUAUCCAAUACACGAUCAACGACAAUCAAAAUUUUUAUGUCAUCACAAAAGCUUCAGUUGUACCUGUCGCUUUGCAGUUAUCCUCCGAUAAACUCACAUUGAAACCAAAUUCAUCUAUGGCCACCGAGUCUGGUUUUCGAGGUGUUGUGAGGAUUGAUAACAGACGAAAUGCUGAUGCAGAUUUUGCUUGGAAAAUUGUCGAUUGCAAAGAUAGUUCUUCAUUUUCAAUAUGUCCUUCAAGAGGUACAGUUAAUGCGUCGUCAUCACUUGACUGUGAAGUCGUGUUUCAUCCAUCUUAUGGCUCAACAAGAACCGUCCAAUAUAAUUUCCAUGUUGAAGGCGGGAAGAAUUCAAGACUUGCUUGUGAAGCUCAGUUUGGUCCGACGCAGUGCUGCUUUGUCGAGCGACGAUUUGUGUUCGGCUUUGUUCCUCUUCAUUUAACAACCGUUAGAAAAUGCCAUUUGAAAAACACAGGCAAUCAUCAUGCUUAUUUUAAGGUCCAUAAUACCCAACCGCUGGCCGGUAUGAUUGUAUCACCCGAACAAGGUGUGGUGCCCGUUGGUGGUACUGCUGAAAUUGAGGUUGCAUUCACUCCAGAUUUGGUGCAAAAAUUCGACUCUGUGAUCGAAGUGAAUAUCUUGGGAUGGAAAACAAUCUCUCUUCGUCUUGGGGGAAAUGUUGAACAACCUUGUGUUGAUGCUCAUGUUGAUGGCGGUAUUCUGCAAUUCAAUGGAGUGUAUUGUGAUGCUAAAGCUAAACUUCCGUUCAAAUUAUCCAACAAGGCUCAUUCCAAAGUCAAAGUUGUCUUUGAUUUGUCUCGUUAUGGCGAUUUUUCGAUGCUAUUCAACGAUUACAAAGAGGAAAGCUACUCAAGUAAAGAUGGUUUAUAUACGACAUAUCUUAAUGCUUCGGAAGUUAUUGACUGCGUUUUAAUUUUCCAUCCAUCAGAGGUCGCGUCGUAUAAUUAUAUUCUUCCUGUAACCAUCAACGAUACACUAGCACCCAGUCCUCCACCUUCAACAGUUCCUCCUUCCCCCGCACCAUCGAGUAAUAACUGGAACAUACCUCACUUGGAAGCACCUUCACCCACUUUCCCCACUAAAGCAACGCCACGUCUUCGUGUCCAGGCAAUAGCUUUGAGACCGCCCCUACUAAUUUCUCACCGGCAACUCAAGUUCAGCCUGCCCGCAGGCUACUUUGAUUUGGAGGUUCAGUCGGAUGCUGGAAGGAUUCAGAGUUGUGUGUUGGUUAAUAACGGCAACAAACCGUUCCAGUGGUCCAUGGAUCUAUCCAAAUGUGCAACUUUAUUCCAUGAUGGUGUCUUUAAGUUCGUGCGAAGAUCUGGUUCACGUUACCCUAGCUCGAGAAAGUUGUCACCAAGUUUACAAGAUGUUGAUGGGAACCUACAGAUUGGUGAAACUUGCCAGCUUUGUAUUAUGUUUUCCCCAAAAUCUCCAGGUUUAUAUCGAGCUUCAGUGCCUUUGAUACUUAACGAUGACCGCUAUAACCCAUAUCGUAUUCUGGAGUUAGAGGGUGAGCUACCUUCUCCCGACGUAAAGUUUGAUCCAUGUGUGUUGGACUUCAAAGUCGUUCCACUUCUCAUUGAAACUUCUCUUGAGUUCGAUAUUAUUGCCCGAGGAUUCAGAACAUCGUCUGAAAUCCAUGUUGAGUUACCUGAGGUUGAAUUGAAUGACGGUAGCUACAUGUGUCUGUUGUCAUCUACAUUCCCAAAGGGUACGACAAUAUCGCCAUGUUUUCGUGAAGGUCCUACAGCACAUACGUGUCGAAUUCCAUGUAAACUGACAUUUAAAUCACCGAAACCUGUAUCAUUUGCCACAGAGAUUGUUUUUGCCGUUAAUGGAGCAAGGUUUUUUCUUCCAGUGACUGCUACAGCUGACAAUUGUUUACUCACAAACUAUCCUUUCCUAACCAUACAUCGCAAUGAUUAUCAUAUCGUCUGUGAAAAUAAUUCUGCAUUGAUCAAUGAUGGAGAUGAUAACUCCAGCAUCAAUACUGAAAUGUUCCUUCUACCCUGUAUUACUUCCAAUCGUCCUUUGACAAACGGUUCGACAAGCGGGACAAGCACGACAUUUUGUGUUACGUCAUCAUCCUACGAAGCUUCCAGCAAUCCUGUAGGCUCCGCUAGUGACACCUCGAGUCCUGUCGAGGGUAUUAAUGUACAUAACGGGAUCGUUCGUCACGAGGAACUCCGGCUUGUUUCUGAGCUCAGAAACCAAGAUUUAACUGAUGGAAACUCGCCUGAAGAAUUAAGCUUUUUUAAAGAAGUUCUCAAAUCUCUUCAAAGAUGGAUCUCACUGCAAGCUUGGUCUUCGGGACCAUAUCCCGUAAAGAUCCCGAAGUAUUUUCAGGAUUCAUUCGAAGCCAUCGAAGAUUUCUCAGUCAGCGGUCAAGGUGGCCGGAAUGGCGAGGCUCUUAAAGAUACCCGCACAGUAUUUCAAUUGGUUUCGCACCUCUGCGGUCGACAUGUACCUGGGAUACCUCUAAAUUUCUCCUUUCCGUCCAAUCGUCGUGAUAGAGUACGGAAACUUCAUUGGAUGUACUCAGCUCUUCUCUUGUUUCUGAGGGCGCAAGGAGCACUGCUGGCUCAUGUUAAGGCCGAGCACUUAAUGAGUCACAAUGAUUACGUUGAAUGGAAAAAGAUUGCGGAUCAUGAAUUGCGUGAUAACAGCAAUGCACGUGACACAGCACGUGAUGGAGAUGGCAAGACACGUGAUGAAGACUGUAAGACGCGUGAUAUAGACAAUAAAUCUCGUGAUGAAUAUGCUUUGAAAAUGAGUUAUGAACGGCUAUCGUGUCGUGCCUGGACAGAUCUUCUUUUUCAGAUCAUCAAGAUUUUUGUCUUGGGCCGAGUUACUCCACGACAGUUCAGGAAAAUAUCCUACCCCCCGGAUGAUUCUGGUGCGCCAUACUUCAAUCCGAACCCCCUGGCUAGCAACAUUUAUGGAGUUGGUGAAAGAAUCAUUCUUACUUGGCUCAAUCAUCAUUAUCGAGUACAAACACAGAAAGCGUGGAACGAUGACAAAUCUCUACCUUCCGCUCGCUGGAUUGUAAAUUUUGAUUUUGACUUCAUGGACGGUCUUGUAUUGGGUGCCGUUCUUGCUGCACAUUGUCCAUUUUUGAUCGACUCUCAUUUACGCAACAUGUUUCUUCAUCCGACGACCGCUGAGCAAUGUCUCCACAACGCAAUUCAGGUCGUCGAAGCUUUCAAGACGAUUUGCUUGGAUUACGACGUUGUGGUCACAGAUAUUACAGAGGCAAAUCCAGUGUCCAUGUUGCUACUUUGUCUUCAUCUGUAUCAACAUCUACCCCACUAUGUACCUCGUGCCACCGUGGAAUUUUCUGGCACUCUUCACUCCACCAUUACUAAGCAUGUUCAAAUUCAAAACCCUAGUAGAAGCAAGCCUCUUCUAUAUCAUACCGUUUUGCUGGGUAGAGAUGCCGCUGACUUCAUAGUACCCAUGGGAGGCUCAAUACAGGUUUCUCCGAAAGCUCAAAUUCAACUUCCACUUGAGUUCAAAAGUCGUUUUUUACGAUCAUGUUCCGCUACAUUGCUGCUGGUCGGUAAGCGUGCUGGCUCGGCAUGUGGAAGUACCCUGGUGUUCGACUUGAGCACUUCUGUGGAUAAUAUUACUCCAAGGGCGACAAUAAGAUGCGAAUCACCUUUGUAUGAAGUCAACAACAUCACUCUUCAUGUUUCAAAUCCAUUUGCACGCGAAGGAAAUUUCCGCGUCGUUUUAGUGGAAGCACGCAAUGAAAUUUACACGGGCAAAAGCAAAGAGAGAAAAGUGAAAACGAAAACUUUGAAAAAAGUGGAGUCGAAAACGGAUCAUGGACAAUCGAAGAAGACCAAAUCGUCAAAGAAACAGAUCAUUGGUCCAAUUGAAGAAAAGGAUGAUUCACAAAUUUUAGCCAAGAAUCAAACGUUAACCCGAGCAUUCUGGUGUUCAAACGAAAAUCUUCACAUCGAAAGCAACGGUACAUCACGACUUGAUAUAAACUUUAUACCAUUACAAAUGGGUCUUCGUCAGUGCUCUGUGCUAUUUAUGAACGAGAACAUUGGCGAGUUUUUAUAUCUUAUUGAAACCGAAACUGGUAUACCGCUUCCAUGCCGCGUACCUUAUGUACCGUCGGCUCACAGUGUACGCGUCAGCAGCUCCCUUGUAGCUCAUCAGAGUCGUGACGUUCACGGAAGUGACGAACGUGUGUUGUAUUGGAAAUGUGAUUCAGGUGAUAGCUUCACUGAGGAGAUACUUAUUUAUCGAACCAAUAUGGCGAAGGAGAGUGCUUUAGCUGCGAUUGGCCAGAAAAACAUGUCGAAGAAAGAAUUCGAACGCCGUGAACUCACGAAAACUCUAAACAUCACGAGCAUUACGUCAGCAUUAAGAUUACUGGAUCUAACCCCUGACUAUUACCCUAAUGUUAUGGAUCAAUAUGGAUCACACACCGACAAUACCACGACACCUUGUCUCGCAUUUAAGGUUGAGUCUAACUCAAAGUAUUUCUCUGUACCUGCUACCUUUAAAAUACCCAUGGACUCUGAUGAUGAGAAUGGCAUUCCGCUUUCUGUACGAUUUACGGCGAGUAAACCUGGUCACUAUCCGUGCCAGAUUUCAAUGAAGUCGGUGAAUGACGUUCGCAUAUAUCAGAUCGAAUGUACGGUGAGCCCUAGUGGGCAAGAGACCACGCUAGAAUUUAACACGCCACUACAUCAGUAUGUCACUCAAGACAUUCCUGUGGUGAAUCAGACGAAACAAGAUUGGCCUUUGGUUGCAUCAAUUGAGGGAGAGGGAUUUUAUGGUCCCCCUACUCUUUUGGCAAAAGCCAUGCUUACCUCCUAUUAUCCACUAAUGUUCCAGCCUGCAUCGGAACUUUCUGUUCAGGGUAAACUCACUUUGACAAACACCUUGAAUGGUAGCGAGCAAGCUUAUCAUCUUAAGGGUGUUGGUGAUGCACCUGUUGCUAUGCAACACAUCGUCGUCGAAGCCGUUGUACAUCAAAGAACCACCCACACCAUUCAGUUACCUUUUUCGAGUCAGAAACGACGAGAUUUCAAGGUGGUCUCUGAUCUCUCUAUUAUAACUGGAGAAACAUACGCCUACUGCAUGGCAAGUAUAACCACGAGCUACGACAUGGUUGUGUUGCCUUGGAAACGCGGCGUAUUUAAUGGAGUCGUGUCGUUUAUGGAAACGCAAAUCCCUGUUAAGGAAGGGAACUCGAAGAUAGGCAGAAGUGAUGACAGCGAUACAAGCGAUGAAGAAACUUCUACUUUACGCUUUCGUUCAUUGGACACAUCACAAACAGUGUCUGAGCGUUCCAGCACUGAUUUCGUGAAGCCGUACAGGUUUUGGUACUCGAUUGAAGUUCGUGCCAGUCCUGCGAUGCCUGUGAAAGUUCUCGACGUUUCUUGUGCCGUAUUCUCGGCUGUUGGCAUCGAGAUAACCGUUUCAAAUCCUAGUGAUGAUGAGGUCGUUAUGAAUGUCAUUAUCGAAGGACAUGGUCUCCAUGGUGAUACAACUUUGGUCCUGGGCCCGAAACAACAAACAGUUUACCAAGCGAAGUACACCCCGAUAGCUAUUGGCAGGGAGCUAGGAAGUAUCAUAUUUCAAAGUGAAAUUGUUGGAGAGUUUUGGUACGAACUAAAUCUCCUCGCGGAGCAACCCCAUGUGCAAAAUCUUCCCACAGUUGAAUGCGAACUUGGCAGACAUAGUCAUCAAAUAGUUCAGCUUGAAAAUCCAACAGGUGAAACUUUAAUAUUGACACCUUAUUCGUCAAAUCAACGAAACUUUACUUUCGAUGUCGACAAUGCAAAACAGUUAUCCUUACCUCCACAUGGUAUUCUUGAAGUUCCACUACGUUUUACUCCAUCACAGAUUGGAUUUGCUAAACAUAAAGCAACAAUUGUUUUCCGAAGUGAACAGGCUGGUGAUUGGACUUUCCUGGCUUCUGGAACAGGACUGAAUCCAAAACCGGCAACACCCAUUAACGUGCACGGAAAACUUUUGGAAAACUCGUCGGUCAUCGUGCCGUUUCGUAAUCCGACGGAGCAUUCCAUUGUUGUGAAUGUCGGUUUGAAGGAAAGAUCGUUACAUUCAGGGUCCGCGUUCUUUAGUGGAUUAUCUCAUAAAAACUCCCAGGAUAUGGCAUUUUGUCUUUUGCUUAAGGAAAACAACGAUAUCCUCUUGAAACCCCAGGAGGUCCUUGAUAUCCCUCUCACCUUUAUCCCUCAUUGCAUGAAAUCGUACGAAGCUACGGUCACCGUCUCAAUACAGCGGUACGAUAUAGCACCCGGAACUUCAUACGCGGAUAUUGUACCCACGAGUAUGAUCAAUAACCUGACGUGGUUAUAUCCCCUUAAGGGGAUUCCCGUAUCGCAGGUUAUGAGCGUGUCACGUGCCAUAACCGUCGAAUGUCAGUCACGUGAUAGAACUGAACAGAUUGUUGAGCUCACUUUGACUGGAGUGAUGUCAGAUGAGAAGAUGGGAUCAUCUUAUCACCGGUUGGAUAAUGUGACGCCAAUCAAUUUAAUCGAAGAGGAUUCUACUGACAUUGGGAAUGAUAAUGUGCCGUUUUCAGAGAGUUUUAGCUACGAGUUCCAGUACUCGGACAAGAAUUGUGAGAAUGCGUUGGAACGAUCGCUUGGUUUACAGCUUGAAAAGAAAUAUCGUAAUAAAAUCUCUGGUGUCGUUACAUUGAUGUUCCGUCUUAUUUUUUCUCCUUUUAAACCCUUCAAUCACGUGGUACAUCUAGUCAUCACUGCGGGCUUAGGUGCUGUCUGGAAGUUCCCCAUUCGUUUCAUAGCAACAGAAGCGGAAGUUGAUGACACCAUUAUUGUUGAAGCAGCUGGUCUCAAUAAGGAGGCUGUGGUUGGAUUUCGCCUUACCAGUCAGUCAAGGCAUUCUGUUCCAUUCAAAGCAUCAUUAACUCAUGACUCGGACAAGGAAUUUACUCUGUACUGUUCAUCGGAAGUAUUGCUACCUCAAGACAGCGAGGGAACUCUGUUCAAGAUUGCCUAUACACCAACGUUAUAUGGAAAGACACAUAAAGCAAAGAUAAUCGUUCAGACUUCAGAUAUGCAAUGGACAUAUAAUGUCAAUGGUGUCACCCCAGAGUAUACUCCGCCUUCUGCUCGAUCAAUUGUCGUUGCUAGACAAACAACUAAUGUCAAACAGCGUAAAAAGAACUACAUUCGUGAUAAUCUCAAAGUUCACGCUACAGGUGUUUCUUCUCCCAUCAAAGGAGCGCCUAUAGUAUCACGUAUUCGGCAAUCUGCCAUUAAAGGAGCGCCUAUUGUAUCACGUAGUCAGCGGCAGAAGAUGAAAUCUUAAUGUUAUUAUGAAAUCGAGGAAUGUUAAUAGCUGUAAUUUUAAACUGAUUGUUGUUAAUUUUUUGUUAUGUUAUUAUGAGAAAACACUUUUAUGUUUCA
Molecule: messenger RNA, 8913 nt
Organism: Xenia sp. Carnegie-2017
Lineage: Eukaryota; Metazoa; Cnidaria; Anthozoa; Malacalcyonacea; Xeniidae
Product: cilia- and flagella-associated protein 47-like
Exons: 48
Coding region: 26-8815 (2929 amino acids)
Molecular function (GO): protein binding
Source: RefSeq, a predicted model, not a curated record